CUGUCUCGCCGAGCCUCUCCCCUUGCUUCCCUGCCCACCCGCGCCGCCGCCGCCGCCGCCCCACUAGGGUUUAGGGUUCUCACCACCGCCAGCAGCCGCCGCGGCCGCCCGCGAUGGAGGCGCUCCGGGAGGCGGAGGCGGAGCUCACGGUGUACGUGCACCCCUCCAACGCCGCCGACGUCCCCCGCGCCGUCGCCCGCCAGCUAAGCGCGCUCCUCUUCUCGUACGAAGAGCGCUUUGAUGGUGUGCUGCUGGCUCAUGAAACUACAUUAGUCGAUGAGGAUAUCAAGGAUGAUGGAAGUGAAGUCAAGGGUAAGAAGAAAAUCAGAGCCAAAAUCCUGAAUGGCUUGGUACCGUACUUUGGCGUCCGUGUGCAUGCGAACCUGCUGAUCUUCUCUCCCCAGCCGGACAUGAUCCUGGAAGGGAAGGUUGAAAUGCUCAGUAAGGAGUCGAUUCAUGCCAUUAUAUUGGGAGUUUUCUCAGUGGCCAUUAUGUCUGAUGAUAUUCGUGAAAAGUUCAAAUUCAAAAGGAAAAGUGAUGGGGGGAGAUUUGUGAGCCGCUCGGAUAGACAGCAUGUGAUUAAAAGAGGAACAAUGAUAAGGUUUCUUGUCAAAGGGGUGGAUACAGAAAUGAAUUGUCAUAUUACUGGAUCUUUAAUCCCACCUCACACUGGAUCGAUGCGUUGGUUGUCAGUACACGAUGCUGAAUAUGCAGCAGAAAUCAACAGUGGUAACAGAAGAUCAAGGAAUGUCAGCAUCAAAAUUGAGCAGAAUGAACAAGAACACAGAAUACUCAAGAAUGAAGAUAGCAUGGUGAAAUCUGAACGGGCACACAAGUCCCGAAAGAGGAGCAUUGAGAACCGAUAAUUCAUGGAGGUUGUGAAGAAUUUUGUUUGAAUGCAAGAAUGUUGGCUGGAUAGUUUUGUGCAAAGCAGACAAUGAAGGCCAAGUGGGCUUGUAUGUGGAAGUAAUGUUUUGCUUCAAUGGUUCUUGCUGUCUUUUGAUGCUUACUGGGGAGAAGGUGCAUCUCAGUUCAAGAAAUGGUGCUUCAGCCUGUUCAGAACCUGGCAACCUGCUUCCCCUGUGGCUUAGAGAAGUGUACGGUGAUGUAAAACAAAUGAGGAUUGCAUUUGUAAUGAUCACUUUGUCUACGAAAUGGUCACUGAUCUCAUCCAAUGAACCAAUGUUUAAUGGCAAA
Messenger RNA from Panicum hallii, 1197 nucleotides. Its product is annotated as DNA-directed RNA polymerase I subunit rpa43. Gene Ontology annotation, cellular component: RNA polymerase I complex. Bases 114 to 866 code for a protein of 250 amino acids. The transcript is spliced from 6 exons. NCBI's taxonomy places the organism in Eukaryota, Viridiplantae, Streptophyta, Magnoliopsida, Poales, Poaceae. Gene Ontology annotation, biological process: DNA-templated transcription initiation. The record is from RefSeq and is a predicted model, not a curated record.